Oncorhynchus tshawytscha (Chinook salmon) is the source of this 3773-nucleotide messenger RNA. Its product is annotated as leucine-rich repeat, immunoglobulin-like domain and transmembrane domain-containing protein 1. Gene Ontology annotation, molecular function: protein binding. Lineage: Eukaryota; Metazoa; Chordata; Actinopteri; Salmoniformes; Salmonidae. Bases 236 to 2194 code for a protein of 652 amino acids. The record is from RefSeq and is a predicted model, not a curated record. Gene Ontology annotation, cellular component: endoplasmic reticulum membrane. The transcript is spliced from 4 exons.
UGCGGAUUCCGGGAUGCAAUACGCAUCCAGAUGAAAAGAACUACAGUCCUUUCGCUAAUCCUUGUCUAUCCUUUUUAUCUUGGGACUCAUAGCAGUCUGAUCACUAUGGGACAGCGAAGCGGUGGGACAAAGCCUACCAAAGGAUGAUAUUCCGGUAAAUUAGAUAUUCAGAUCUCUUUGGCUUCAGUGGGCGCUGACUGGAUGCAUGCAGACUAGCUGUGCAGUCUGCAGAUAAAUGUGGGCCAAAAUGUUCCUUGUGUUCUUCCUGGGACUCUACCUGGCGACAGGUGCGUUUCCCUCCUCGGUGAGUGCGUGCCCGUCACAGUGCAGCUGUUUCUUUCACAACCUAAGUGAUGGAUCUAAGGCCAGGAGUGUCAUUUGCAAUGACCCUGAGAUCUCCCUUGUGCCUGCCAAUUUCCCCGUGGACACGUCCAAGCUGCGUAUCGAGAAAACAGCCAUCCAACGGAUCCCAAGUGAAGCCUUCAACUACCUCCGAAAUCUGGAGUUCCUUUGGAUGUCCUUUAACGUGCUGUCCGCUCUCAACUCGGACAGUUUCCGUGGGCUGCUAGAUCUGGAGGAGCUGAGACUGGAUGGGAAUGCCCUCACUUCUUUCCCCUGGGAGUCUCUUAUGGAUAUGUCCAGCCUCAGGCUGCUGGACUUGCACAACAACCGGUUGACCUCAGUUCCCGCAGACGCCACAAUGUAUAUAAAAAACCUGACCUACCUGGAUCUGUCCAGCAACAACCUUCUGACUGUCCCGGCCGAGGUGCUAGCCACUUGGCUAACAGUUAAAUCUUCGCAUGGCCCAGAUAGCUCCAAAAUGAUACUUGGUCUCCAUGACAACUCCUGGGUGUGUGACUGCCGCCUGUACGACCUGAUCCAGUUCCAGAAGUCGCCAGCGCUCUUCGUGGCAUUAAUCGACACGCGCCUCCGCUGCUCCGCCCCCGAGAGCCUGUCAGGUGUUCUGUUCAGCGAUGCCGAGGUGCGGAGGUGCCAGGCGCCGCGCAUUCACACAGCAGUGGCGCGAGUCCGCAGCGCCUUGGGAAACAAUGUGCUUCUGCGCUGCGGGACCAUCGGCAUUCCCAGUCCUGAUCUGGCCUGGCGGAGGGCGGAUGGGAAAGCCCUGAAUGGGACAGUCCAGCAGGAGAACUCCAAGGAAGGCAUCGUCUGGUCAAUCCUCAGUGUCCCGGCCGUGUCCUACCGUGACACAGGGAAGUAUGUCUGCAAGGCCAAUAACUACGCCGGCAAUGCCGAGGCCGUCAUCUCCCUAGUUAUCUCUGAAGCACCCCCAAAACCCGACAACAACAACAACCUAACCAGCGUGGUUGCUGCUGCCGUAAAAAAAAACAAAGUCAAGAAACCCAAUGGGAUAGGGAAAGCAGCAUACCAGGAGAAACUGGUGGCUAGGGUAGGGGUUCCCACCACCAGCCCUCCACCCCCACUUGUUGUGUUGGACUCCAGCCCUGUGCCUGAGGGUGUGGGGAGUGUGGCAGAUAGAGCCAUCCCUGGACCAACCACUUUGCCUAGUCCAGACGGACUCCUGGAGCUGGAGAAAACCAACCUGAGCAACCUGGCCCAGGCCCAGUAUGACCCGGACCGGAUAGUUCGCUCUGUCAAGGUGUUGGGCGACACAGAGAACACCAUCACCCUGAACUGGCGGGCACCCAAGGCCAAGAACACCACAGCUUUCAGCGUGCUCUACGCUGUCUUCGGUGAGCGGGACAUGCGCAAGAUCAAUGUGGCGGCGGGCCAGAAUCGAGUCUUCAUCGAGGGCCUGGUACCCAAGACCAAGUACAUUGCUUGCGUUUGCGUCCGGGGCCUGAUCCCCAAGAAGGAGCAAUGCGUCAUCUUCUCAACCGAUGAGGCGGCCAGCGCAGCCGGCACCCAGAAGCUCAUCAACGUCAUCGUGAUCACGGUGGCGUGCGUCAUCGCCGUGCCGCUCACCGUCAUUGUGUGCUGUGGCGCACUCAAGAGGCGCAUCCAGAAGAUGUGGGGCAAGAAGUCCAAGGACAUCCAGGAUUCGUACGUGACUUUUGAGACGCUGUCCCCCGGGACCAAGGCUAAAGGGUUGGAUGGUGAGUACCUGACCAAACUCAACCCUGAGGAGUCCAACCGACUGCUGUCGGCCCGCUCCAGUCUGGACUCAGAGGCCACGGCUAAGAUAGAGGGACAGCCCAACGAGUACUUCUGCUGAUAUCAUGCUCCACCUCCCUCCCCAUGCUUAUCACCCCCGCUCACACACUCUGGCUCAACACAGCCCCACACACACACACCUCAUCUACAGCAUAGCCCCACACACACACACCUCAUCUACAUCAUAGCCCCACACACAUGUCUCAUUCUCACACACCUCACUCUCAUCACAUCCCCACGCAGACGCCUUAUGCUCACCACAGCCCAAUACAUACACCUCGUGCUCACCAUAGCCCCACACACAAACCUUGUCCCCACAUACCUAAUCCUUUCUCUCAACCUCAAAUUCAGCAAAGUCCCACAGACACAUUUCCUCAUCACCACAGCACAGCCCCAUACACAAACCUCACACUCUCCCUGAGGUUCACCACAGCCCCACACACACACCUUGUCGAAAUGCUCACACUCACCACAGUCCCACACACACACCUUGCUGUCUCCCUUUCACUUACGGUAGCCCCACACACAUAUCUGGUUCUCUCCCUUUCUCUCACCUUAGCCGCCCACAAACACACUCACACAGGGCACAGGACUCUCUCCCACCUCUCCACCCACGUUGGGCUCCACCACAUUGGGGGUUCUAUCAGAUGACGCUUGGACAAUGCACCAUCAUGGAAAUAUCAGUUCUGACAUUAAAUUAUUAAUAUUUUUUUUUACAUCUGAAAUGUAUAGUAUUUCAACAGAGAAUUUGAAUAUUGUAAUGAGUUUUUACACAUUUGGGGGACUAUUAGUUAUAAAUGAGCCCACAAACAAGGCCCCCGAGUAUUUCAUUCAAAUACAUUUAUCAUAGAUAAAGGACAAUUCCACCCCUUUAUCAACAUUUAUUAUGCUGUUAGUACAUAUGCACUACUGUAAGAUUUCAUACACAUUGUGAUGAUCUGUCGUUUUUGUUAGUCAUACUGCAUGAUUUCUAGUUUUUGUCAUUUUGAAGCUUCUGCAUUGCCCUCGUCUACAGCAUUCUACAAUUCCCAGGGUGCAUUUUGUCUCCCAUGAUGCAAUGCUUUGCCUAGUUAGCCUGUAGUUAGUUUAGCUAGCUUGCUAUUAAGCCCAGAUGCAUCUUAGUCUAAAUACAUUGCCUAUGUCAUAAGUUACGAUUGCAUUUCACAUCACUUUUGGGUUGUAAAUAUAUUAUAAUGCUUGCCUGAAUGUCAUAAGGGCCGAUUCCGACCAGAGUAAGCGCGCAUAAAUAUUCCCUUACACUUUACCCGCCCCCCACUCUAGAAUAAAAAAAUAUACUUUGGGGUACAUAAUCUGUUAGACAAAAUUGUCAUAGUUACAAAUCAGGUCACCCUACCAAACUUCCCUGCUAAAACAUACCGUAGGUCUGUCUGCUGCCUUUUCGUUGGCUUUUAGGCUGUGACAAUGUCCACACGAGGGGACUAAUGCAAGUGUGGAUUACAUUUACAUUAGUGCUUGCUGUCAAAAGGCUGCAUUCUGAAAUAUGGACGGGAGCAACAGCAAUCUUUUGAGGAUAAUACAGUGCCACCAACGGGGCCCACUACCAUGGACUGCGGGCCCCCCUCUCCUUCUCCGUGGCCGACGUGAGUCAGACAUUUAAACGUGUUAACACUCGCAAGGCU